AUGGGGCCCCUGAGCCGGGAAGCCUGGGCCCAGCGCCUGGCGGCCUUCCGGGCCAGCCCGUCCGCCUUCAUGGAGGGUCCCGAGGGGGAGGAUUUGGGUCGAGACCUACUGAGCGACCUGAGAAGUGAGAAGCUGAACGAACAGACCAAGGUUUCCUUGCUGGCCCUGAGCUUGGAGUACCCAGCCCAACUGUGGCCAGACACCCUUGUGGCCGAGGCGGCUGCCACCUCCCUAUUGGACACCCUGGUCUUGCUACCCCCACGGCCUUCAGCUCUCCGGCGGCCCCUACUGCUGGCGGCCACUACAGUCUUGGCGACAGGAGGUGCGCUGGGCCCCACCUCGGGAGCCUCCUGCCGGCUCCUGCCCCUACUACUUGGCUUGGCCUCGGGCAGCGAUCUGGGGCGAGGGUUUGGCCCCAUCUCCGAACAGCGCCCCCUACAGGCCACAGCGUGUGAGUGCCUGCGAGAGCUGGAGAGCUGCAAGCCUGGGCUGCUGGGGGGCUCUCUGUGGCUGCUGCGGGGCCUGCUGGGGCAGGAAGGCCCUGUCCAGCCACUCAGCCUGCUGCUGGCACUUGCUCUACGCAACACCUUGAUGAUACAGUCCAAAGCUGGGGCUGGCCUGCAGGGCCUGCUCAUGGCCGGGACCUCCCGCAUUGGGGGUGGUCUCUGGGACUGGACACUAGCUGAAGAGGGUGACUCCCACCUUCAGCCCCAGGCACCCAGCUGGCCGACAGCUGAGGAGGUGGAAUGUGGCCUUGCAGCGCUGGAGCUGAGCCCUGAGGAGGCCCGGGAGCUGCGGGCUGCUGUGGCUCAGCUCCUGGACACCACCUACCUGCUCACUCCUGUGGCCCAGGCCCAGCUUCUGUGGUUGCUCGGCUGGGCCCUCCGGGGUCUGCCGGGACAGCCACCAGCGCUCUUCAAGCCACAGCUGGUACGGCUGCUGGGCACAGCACAGCUAACGCUGCUGCAUGCGGUUCUUGCGCUCAAGGCAGCCUUUGGUGAGGCACUGUUUACUGCCCAGGAUGAGGCCUUGCUGCUCCGCAGGCUGACCUUGGCUGCCCAGCACCCGGCCCUGCCCACACCCACCCAUCUCUUUUACCUGCACUGCCUCCUGAACUUCCCUGAGAACUGGCCGCUGGGCCCCGAAGGUGAGGAGGCAGCCCCGCUACUGCUGGGGCCUCAGCUAUGCUGUGGCCUCCUGCCUAGUCUCCUGAAUGACCCGAUGGUCCUCCUGGCACGCCUGCAUUUGCUGUGCCUGCUCUGUGCAGAGGAAGAGGAGGAAAAAGACCAGGUUCAGAGCCCACGGUGCUACCUCACAGAGCUGCUGGCUGGCUUGUGGCAGAGAGCAGCUCUGGAUGGGGGCCCCCGGGCCUUGGCCACUCUCUGCUUCCAGGCCUCCUACCUGGUUGCCCACUGCCUGGCCGGGCAGCCUAUGGUGCUGACACCCUUGAUCCACGGACUGGCCCUGCUGUACCGAUCCCGGCCUGUGCUGGCUCCCCACUUUGUGGACCUAUUGGAUCAUGUGGGUCCUGAGCUGGGAGAACCCCUUAGGGUGGUGUUGCGGCAGGAGGUGGUGUCCAGUCCGGGUGGGGAUGAAGCUCUUCGCUGGCACCUGCAGAUGCUGGCAAAGGUGGUAGACAGGGAUGCCCAGAGUGCCACCCUCAGCUUUCUACAGGCCACAGCUGCCCGCUGCACAGACUGGGGCCUCCAGCAGGCCCUGCUGCGGGUCUGCCGGGCCCUGCUGCGGGCAGGUGGGGGCAGUGGCCUGGCAGACUUGUUGCAGGCACUGGCCAGGCAGCUGGAGGACCCUGAUGGGCGGGAUCACGCCCGCCUGUACUACAUCCUCCUGGCGCACCUGACUGGGCCCAAAUUGGGGGUGGCCCUGGGCCCCUCACUUGCUGCACCUGCACUGGCCUCUUCGCUGGUGGCGGAGAACCAGGGCUUUGUGGCGGCGUUAAUGGUGCAGGAGGCCCAGGCGCCAAUGCGGCUGAGUGUGGGGCCCCGCAGGGCCAAGGGUCCACUUCCGGUGCUGCAGCUCCAGGUGGAGGCGCUGGAGCCCGUCUACUCUCUGGAGCUGCGGUUCCGCGUAGAAGGACAGCUCUAUGCGCCCUUGCUGGCUGUCCACGUGCCGUGCGUGUGUCCUGGCCGUGCUGCUCGCCCUCUGCUCCUGCCCCUGCAGCCGCGACGGCCAGCCCCUGCACGGCUCCAUGUCCGCGCCCUUUACACCACGCCCACUGGCCUAACGUGCCACGCCCACCUGCCACCGCUGAUCGUGAACUUCGCUGACCUUUUUCUGCCUUUCCCCCAGCCCCCAGAGGGGGUCGGGCAGGGCUUUUUUGAGGACCUCUGGGACUCCUGCCUGCCGGAGGGCGCUGAGAGUCGUGUGUGGUGUCCACUCGGGCCGCAGGGGUUGCAGACCUUGGUGUCCCGCCACCUGGAGCCCUUUGUGGUGGUGGCCCAGCCACCCACCAGCUACUACAUAGCUAUCCGCCUGCCCCCAGACUCGAGGCUGCUGCUGCGGCUGGAGGCGGCCCAGGCAGACGGUGUGCCCGUGGCGCUGCGGACCGAUGACUGGGCCGUGCUGCCUCUGGUGGGGGACUACCUCCGUGGGCUGUGGGCUGCAGAGGAAAGCCAGGUGGGGCGAACUGUGGCCCUUGAGGAGUCUUGCCUAAGAGGGGCUGCUAAGGUCCAGGACACACUCCUGUAGCGUUUUCCCCAAAAAGACCUACCUUCACCAAUGACCUUCACUGGCUUGUUUUCUUCUGGGUCUUGGUUGGGAGCAGAUUCACUAGGGUGGGGAUAUGUCUUAAUCCCUUUUGCUGCUGUGACAGAAUAUCUGAGACUGGGUAAUGUAUAAUAAACAGAAAUUUAUGGGCUCACA
Molecule: messenger RNA, 2880 nt
Organism: Galeopterus variegatus (Sunda flying lemur)
Lineage: Eukaryota; Metazoa; Chordata; Mammalia; Dermoptera; Cynocephalidae
Gene: AP5B1
Product: adaptor-related protein complex 5, beta 1 subunit
Exons: 2
Coding region: 1-2706 (901 amino acids)
Biological process (GO): endosomal transport
Cellular component (GO): AP-type membrane coat adaptor complex; lysosomal membrane
Source: RefSeq, a predicted model, not a curated record